This is a messenger RNA of Aspergillus melleus, 4842 nucleotides long. RefSeq lists its product as uncharacterized. The transcript has 2 exons. NCBI's taxonomy places the organism in Eukaryota, Fungi, Ascomycota, Eurotiomycetes, Eurotiales, Aspergillaceae. The record is from RefSeq and is a predicted model, not a curated record. Gene Ontology annotation, molecular function: protein binding. The coding region runs from base 1 to 4842 and encodes 1613 amino acids.
AUGCCUAUAAGAGGGAUCGUAAAACAGAAAUACCAAGAAUCGCAAGACGAGGAGGGCGGUGCAGAAUUGGCGUGGGUUGAUACCAAGAAUAUGCUUCUACAGUUGACAGAAGAAGGGACGACGACGAUAUGCAUUGACGCGAUCGAUGAGUGUGCUGCAGAUCGACGGACUGAAUUCCUAGAUCUGAUUAAGAGUCUGUUGAACGAUGUCAAGGGCACUGUGAAGAUUCUUCUAUCUAGUCGACCUUCCUCGGACCUUUCUGCCCGCCUCAGCUUGCUUGGAUGUUCUUCGAUUGAUGCGGGCCAUAAUCAGGGCGACAUUGAGAGGUUUGCGCAGGUGAAAGCAACCGAGUGCAUUGAAGGGAUGACAUUGCGUGGAAUCCCGGUGUCGGAGAGCUUGAAGGAGGAAGUAGCCAAGGUACUCCUGGCCAGUGCGCAAGGAAUGUUCCUCUGGAUCAAACUGCAAUCUGGUCUAUUAAGUGAUCCCAACCAAGCACUAUUCGAGGAAGAUAUUCUGCAAAAUCCCAAAAGGCUGCCAGAGGGGCUCUCACAGCUCUAUGCAACAAUCUACCGCAAAAUUGAACACAGUGGACAGAGGGCGCAGGAAAUAGCUAUCACACUAUUUAGAUGGCUUCUGUGUGCUAAGGCGUCUAUCACCAAGAAUGAUCUAAUCAGUGCGAUAUCAUUCCAAGUCACCGGUAAGCGGGAUAGUCUCACAGAGCACAUGAUACUCGACAGCUGCAGCAACCUAGUGAUGCCUGACGAAGAUUUGAAUACCUUUCGAUUUAUCCACACCUCGGUUAGGGACUUCUUUGAAGACCAGCCCGGUUUCCAUUCACACGAAAGACAUGCUACUGCGGCUGAGAUGUGCCUGAAGGUUAUAUAUGGUGGGGUUCCGGCUCUCGGAGGAUCAUCUUUGGCGCAAAGCUCACUUCAGUGCUACGUGAUUCUGUACUGGGCAUUCCAUAUUGAGCAGGUAGAUCAACAACAACACACCGACAAGAUCAAAGAUGCGUUGAAUGACCUGUGUAUCAGAGAUGGACACUUCCAGCCCUGGUUCAAACAGUGGCUUCCACAGAUUGAGCCCGUAUCACGGAUCUUGCACUGGAACGACCCAUUCAAAGAUAAGGUUUUGCAGGCGCUUAGCUCACCAGAUACCUCUUUCUUCGCCGCCUGUGCAUUCGGAUUCAAUGACCUUGUCCAACGUCUUAGCCGAGCAAAACCCGAGCUCGUGAGAAUGAAAAACGCAAUGGGAGCAACAGGACUCCACUUGGCCUGCGAAUACGGACAUUCAAAAAUUGCAGAGGCGCUGUUAAUGCACGGGGCGGAUGUCAACGCCAAAGACCAAUAUGGAGAGACCCCUUUAGCCCGUGCCUCCAUUAACGGCCAUAUUGAUCUGGUACGCCUUCUUAUCGCCCACGGUGCUAAUGCGAAAAUCCAAGGUCGACGCUUUGGGACACCUCUGCAGGGAGCAGCAUUGCAUGGCCACGUCGAAGUCAUUGUAACACUUUUGCAAGAAGGUGUAGACUUGGAAGCAGAAGGUGGGCAAUUCGGAACAGCCCUUCAAGCUGCGUCGCUCAGGGGCCAUAUCAGGGCAGUUAAAUACCUGCUUGCUGCCGGUGCUGAUGUCAACACACCUGGUGGCGAGUAUGAGACAAUAUAUAAGGCUGCCCCGAGUAAAGACUACGCGCAUGGUGUCAGCAAGGCUGUAGAACUCGUUCUUCGGGAACAAGGGGAAACUGAUUCUGAGCACGACAUCUCGCGCGAAGCCAAAAAUGAGAUGACCGUGGAAUUGCUCCUGAAGCAAAAUCUUGAUAUGAACCUCAAAGAGACAGGGUUUGGUCCUGCAAUUCAGGCAGCAUCCCGUGCAGGUCAUGAGGAAGUUGUUGCCACUCUUUUGGAGGUCGAGGGGGUAGAUGUGAAUGUCGAAGGUGGCCGAUACGGAAGCGCCUUACAGGCUGCGGCAACCUGUGGAAACGAGAAAAUUGUGCUACGCCUGUUGGAAGCCAAUGCAGAUAUCAAUGCCCAGAACGGGACAUAUGGAACAGCGCUGAUAGCGGCAUGCCGUCGGUCACACUGCAAAGUGGCUGAGCUGUUACUCCAAAAAGGAGCAGCAGUCAAUGUCCAAGCAGGUGUCUAUGGCACAGCUCUUCAGGCAGCUGCACGCUCCGGCAAUGUUCAUCUUGUGCAGUUACUGUUGAACCACAAGGCUAAUGUGAAUUUAACGGCAGGUGAAUAUUGCACAGCUUUACAAGCUGCGGCGCGGGACGACUUUGAGCAUAUAAUCAUACUAUUACUGCAGCACGGUGCAGAUGUCAACAUAAUUGGCGGACGCUUCGGAUCAGCACUUCAGGCAGCUGCUACAGGUGGCAGUAUCAGAUCAGCGCAGCUGUUAGUGGAGAAUGGGGCUCAUCUUGGAGACGCCUUCAUGAUCGCAUGCUUGGGAGGUUACCAGGAUAUUGUCCAGUUUCUUCUCCGGCGCGGUGCCGAUAUCAAUGCCAGAUCGGGUACCUUUGGCACUGCACUCCAAGCUGCAGCUGCAGGUAGACAUCGGUCUCUUGUGCGAUUUUUGCUAGAUCAAGGAGCCAAUGCCAGCCGCAUUGAAGGGCAGCUUUUCGGAACUCCACUUAAUCUUGCCGCGGCGACUGGCGACAAGGAGCUUAUGCAGAUUCUUCUUCAAAAGGGCGCCGACCCGACAAGGAGAGGAAGCAAUCGUGCCAUUGAUGUUUCCCGUUGCCUCUUUCAAGAUAACGAGGAACAAAUGGUAUACCCUGGACAAUCCCUUCCAUUAUCUCCUCUAAGAUGUGCCGCAAAUGCGGGAGAUCGGGACAUGGUCAAAAUGUUGCUGCACGCAAUGAGGCGCUCUAAGUCUGCAGCAAAGUUUGAGCGAGCGAGAGCACUAGAAAUUGCGUCACAGUCCGGAUACCUAGAUAUCAUCCAUCUAUUAAUAGAUGAGGGUGUCGACUCGAGGGAAAUGACAGAUGCGCUGCGCGCUGCCAUCCAUUGUGAUCAGAAGGAUACCGUUCAAUAUUUAUUAAACAAAGGCGCACAGGUUGAGUCCAGAGAAUUAAGGCUUGCAUGCUGGCGUGGCUACAAAGAUCUGGUGAUGUCGUUUCGAGGAGGAUAUAAACCCAUCACCCCAGCUGAUGGACGAGUAUAUCUUCUAUUUGUGGCAUCAUUUCACGGCCACGUUGAUAUUGUGCGGAAUCUCUUGGAUGCCGGAGAAGAUAUCAACCAAGUGACUCUCAAAUACGAAGCUCCCUUGAGCACCAGCUCUUAUGAUGGUACAGCUCUCCAUGCCGCCCUUAUUGGUAACCACCGCCAGAUCUUCAACAUGCUUCUUGAAAAGAAAGCCGAUGUGAACAUAACUAAUGGUCAACACGGAACCGUGCUUCAAUUAGCCUCAUCUAGUCAAAAUAAGGACAUGGUUCAGUUGCUUCUUAGGCAUCGUGCCGACGUGAAUAUCAUGGCUGGUGAGUAUGGAACUGCAUUACAAGCUGCAGCGUAUGCCGGUACUGAGGAAUCUGUGCGCUUGUUGCUUCAGAAGGGCGCACAUGUCAAUCUCGAAGGUGGUCAGUACGGAACCGCCUUACAAGCUGCAGCCUUCAAAGGACAUGAAGGAGUGGUUCGACAACUGAUUGAGGCUGGGGCUGACGUGCGAAUACAAGGGGGCGAGCCCGAGGGCUGGGAACAUUCCAAAGCUCGGUCAUGGUGGAAUGAUCGCAUGCAAGAUACUUUGAGCGCCAUUAAACAAAUAGGACCACAGCGCCGCCAAAGUGGCAAGUUUGGAACCGCUCUUCAAGCGGCAGCUAUCUCUGGGAAUGUUGAGAUUGUGAGAAUGUUGGUAGACAAUGGGGCGGAUAUCAGGGACAUUGACCGAUACGGCCAGACACCCCUUCACCGCGCAGCAUAUCAUGGACAUGAAGCAGUUGUUGCACUCCUCUUAGAUAGGGGUGCUAUUCCUGACCAUCAGGACUCAAAUGGAUACAGCUCGACAUUAUUUGCAGCUAGCUUCGGCUUCAAGGCAGUUCUUACGCGAUUGUUUACAGCCGGGGCAGAACUCGACCUGCAAGACCAGAGUGGCAAUACUGUUUUGCAUCAUGCCGCCAUGAAAGGCCAUCUUACCAUUGUUGAGCAGUUAAUAACGCAUGGCUAUGAUCUAGAGCAAAAGAACAGUGCCGGGAAAACAGCGUUGCAUGUUGCAGUGGAGGCUGGAAAGUGCUCAAUGAUUCGCUUCCUCUUGGACCAUGGGAGCAACAUUGCUUGCCGUGGAUGGAAUGACUUCACUGUCCUCCAUCAAGCGGCGUCUUCUGGCCAUGAUGCCGUUAUCAGGAUUCUACUCACUCGAGGGGCGGAUAUCAAUUGGCGAACGGAAGACGGCCGAACCGCACUCCACGUGGCUACAUCCUCAAAUAACCCAGAGGCUAUGUAUCUCCUUGCAGACCAAGGCGCUGAUUUGGAAUUGAAAAACGAUAAGGGUGAAACAGCUUUGCAUCUGGCUGCUCGUCGCUUAGACCAACGCACAGCAGCGACUUUGCUGGACAAUGGCGCGAAUAUUGAGGCUAGAGACUCCAAGGGACAAACGCCGUUGCUUGUUUGUGCUCGAUGCCCAGGAUCGAAAUCUUGCUCUCUGUUAGAAAUGAUUCGGUUCUUGGUGCACCGAGGAGCCAAUAUCAAUGCUCAAACAACCGUUGGAGAGACACUACUCACGGUAAUGCGACACCACGACAAUUUCGCCUCGUUUCAAAUACAACAGAUCAAGCAAGGUCUUCUUGACUUAGGUAUGAUCGAUGAUGGACAGAAGGAGGAGGAGGAUGAGCCUUAUUUUCCAGCACGUAGAUAG